This is a messenger RNA of Thlaspi arvense, 1278 nucleotides long. NCBI's taxonomy places the organism in Eukaryota, Viridiplantae, Streptophyta, Magnoliopsida, Brassicales, Brassicaceae. The record is from the annotation of a GenBank genome assembly.
AUGACAUAUCAUCGGUGUGGAUCAAACGAGGAAGGCUCUGUUCGGCGUAAUCGGCUCUACAUGAUGUCUGAAGACGAUCGAGAGAACCAUUUGGACACAGAGAGUACACAGAUUUUGGGCGAUUGGGUUUUUCCCCAAGAAGUCGAAACGGAAAGAGGUUCAAGCAGAGGAGGCAGGGUGCUGCCGCCGUGGAUUGACCCGUCGUACGAAUGGGGCGGUGGGAAAUGGAAAGAGGACGGAAGAAAGAAGAAGAAGAAGAAGGAGGAGAAGAAAGAGAGUGAAGGAGCUUCUGAUUUGAGCCUUGAGGAUCUGAUGGAUGAAUAUUCCUCUCUGCCCCCUCAAAUUGCUGAAUGGUUUUGGUGUAUCGAAUAUGUCGCCAAAUUCGUUAAGGAUCUACGCUGCAUACUCGAUUUGAUGAACAUGGGCUAUCCCUGCACAAAUGACUACGGGAGGAGGAUCAGUGAAGUCCUGUCUCUGAGAGUCUUGGAGUUUAUGUUUGGUCCAAGCAAGAAUGAUGCUACUGGGGUCGGUGUUGAUGAGUCAAGAGUUGAGUUUGAUUUGUCCUUGAGCAACACAGAUGUUCUCAAUGCCAUCUGUAAAGAUCUGAGAGAUGUGAGUUUAAUGGAGAAUGAAACAACAGCAGCUCCUCCCACGGAAGAAAAUGACCCUGUUUUUAGAGAUGAGGACGAUCGAAUGCAGACCAAUGAGAAAGAUGAAGUAAAUGUGAUAGAUGAGCAGCAGCAAGUGUAUAUUGGUGCAGAGCAAACGAAUAUAAACGACAGGGAUGAAGUAACUGUCAUCAACGAUGAGGACGAUCAAAUGCAGACCAAUGAGAAAGAUGUGAUAGAUGGUGAACCCAUUCACAUCAGUAUCACUAAUGAAAGAAGAAGGAGAAGGAGAAGGGCAGAGGAUGCACGUGUAAAAUGUACAAAAGAUGGAACCUGGUUAAUCAGUGGGAGCGAUGAUGAGUCAGAAGAUAUGGUCAAAGGUCCGCCGCAGAACAUUCCUUCAAGAGCCGAGAAUGUAUGCUGGAAAUGUGAGAAAGAAGGAAGGUUGUUGUUGGUAUGUAGCAGAAGCGAGUGUGCAGCAAAAGUCCACAGAGAAUGCUUGAAUUGUCCGGUUAACAUUGACGAAGACGGGAGCUUUCACUGCCCUUUGUGCUGGUACAGUAGAGUCACCAUGGAGUACCUUGACUCUCACAAGUUGAUGAGCUGUGCGAAGACAAGACUCGUCAAGUUUUUACCGCUACUUUCCAGGGCGAGCAAUAGACUUGGAUGA